AUGGUUCGCAAGGCAGUUACUACACUUGCUAUCGCGUUUGCUUCUGCUACGGCAACCGCGGCGGCUAUGGACAAGAGGAUUGUCAACGGGGAAGAGGCUAAACCAGGCGAUUUUCCAUUUAUUGUUAGUAUUGGCUCGACGCCUUCGGGGAAGAGCCAUUUUUGCGCCGGCAGCUUGUUGGACAACAUUACAGUUCUUACUGCUGGCCAUUGCGUUGCAUCUGCCUACUACGUCAGAGCAGGAACACAGGACCUUGGCGAGGCCGCGGACGUUGCAGAGGUAGCAUACGCCAAGUCGCACCCUGAUUUCAACUUGACUACAAAAGACGCCAAUUAUUAUGCUGUUAAUGACAUUGGAAUCGUCAAGUUAUCAACUCCAAUUAACAGGAGCGACAAAAUCGAAUAUGCCACGCUGCCCGAAGACGGCUGGCACCCCGCGGUUAAGUCCACCGGAAGAACUGCAGGCUGGGGUCCAACGAUCAGCGGAAAAGGCUCUCCGAAGGCAGUCGACCACCUCCGCGUGCUUGAUAUUCCUGUUCGCCCACUUGAGGAGUGCCUGCAAUACUCUCUAGUUCCUGAUAAUAAAGACACAAAAAUAUGCGCUGGUGGAGAUGGCAAGAUUACAACAAGAUAUGAUGGCGGCGGCCCUUUUAUUGACCAGGACACUGGAUACUUGAGUGGUGUCGUGUCGCAAGCGAUGAGCGACGCGAAAUAUCCAGGGACAUUUACUAAUGUUGGCAGCUACAUGUCGUUUAUUGAGGAAUAUCGUGGGUCUAACGGUCGUCCUGAUCCUAAUGCUCCGUCUAGGGCUAAGCUUCUCCAAGAGGCUGCCAAGAAGUUCAUUUCCGAGGAUGAGGUUUUCGAGCACUGCGAUAGGACCGGACAGCCUAGGCUAGACUGCUACGAGGCUAAAAAGCCUUGUGAUACGCAGCGACGAAAGAAGCCCAAUCAAACGCACGAGGAAUAUUUUCAAUGUAUUGAUGAAGAAGUAAUCAAGUGGCAAAAGUUCUUGGAAGAAUACGAUAAUCAAGGUAACAAGAAGGUGCAAGGUUGA
Molecule: messenger RNA, 1053 nt
Organism: Metarhizium brunneum ARSEF 3297
Lineage: Eukaryota; Fungi; Ascomycota; Sordariomycetes; Hypocreales; Clavicipitaceae
Product: Trypsin
Biological process (GO): proteolysis
Molecular function (GO): serine-type endopeptidase activity
Source: RefSeq, a predicted model, not a curated record